AUGUCCAGAUCAAACAGUGUCAGCCCACCCGGAGUCGGUGCGCCUGUGUUGAGGGGAGGGACCGAGCACAGAUCAGCUUGGGGAGAGUCUGAGUCCGUGGCCAACGGGUGCCCAUACUCGGCCAGAUCCCCGCGCAAGAAGCUCACCCGGACUAACAGUCGGUGGAAGGAAGAGGAUGAUCCGGACCACCGGCAGCCCGGCCGAGCCUCUACGACCGUCAGCAGGGUCAGCUUCAGGUCCAGGUCGGCUUGGCAGGACCAUGGCGAGGAGAACCGAGGCCGCGCGUCCCCUAAACGCCCAGAGGACGAGGUGAGACCCAAGUCUGUAGAGCUGGGUCUGGAGGAGCGGAGAGCCAAGCCGAAGACCAACGACGAGGAGGUCAUGCCCGAUGUUAACUUUUCUUUAGUGGCGUGCUGCACCAGCGUCAUGCACGUUUUCAAAUCCAAGAAGUUCCAGUCGGAGAAAUUGGAGCGGCUCUACCAGCGCUACUUUUUCCGUCUCAACCAGAGCAGUCUGACCAUGCUCAUGGCGGUGCUGGUGCUGGUCUUCACGGUCAUGCUGGGUUUCCACUGCUCCGGCGGGGCGGCGAGGCCGAGCGUAACUUAUAUGGUGGUCUUUUCCGUUGCCAUCUUCCUCACACUCAUACUCAUGGUGGUCUGCAACAGGAACGGGUUUCACCAGGACCAUAUGUGGAUUGUGUGCUAUGUGGUCAUCCUGGUGGUGCUGGUGAUCCAGGUGAUCGGAGUGCUGCUCGUGCAACCCAGAAGUGCCUCGGAGGGGAUCUGGUGGACCGUGUUCUUCAUCCAUGUCAUCUACACUCUGCUGCCCGUCAGGAUGCGCGCCGCGGUCAUCACUGGAGUUAUUCUUUCCGCCAUCCACGUGGCUGUUUCUUGGAUGUUAAACGGCAUGGACAGCUUUCUGUGGAAGCAGAUAGUAUCCAACGUGCUAAUCUUCUCCUGCACCAACAUCGUGGGAGUGUGCACCCAUUACCCCGCCGAGGGCUCCCAGAGGCAGGCCUUCCAGGAGACCAGGGAAUGCAUCCAAGCUCGCCUCCACUCUCAGAGGGAGGUCCAGCAGCAGGAACGCCUCCUGCUCUCAGUGCUUCCCCGCCAUGUUGCCAUGGAGAUGAAAGCUGAUAUAAACGCCAAGCAGGAGGACAUGAUGUUUCACAAGAUCUAUAUCCAGAAGCACGACAACGUCAGCAUCUUAUUCGCAGACAUCGAGGGUUUCACCAUGCUGGCGUCCCAGUGCACAGCGCAGGAGUUGGUGAUGACUCUCAAUGAACUAUUUGCCCGUUUUGACAAGCUGGCAGCGGAGAACCACUGUCUGCGGAUUAAGAUCUUGGGAGACUGCUACUACUGUGUGUCUGGGCUGCCAGAGGCGAGGGCUGACCAUGCCCACUGCUGUGUGGAGAUGGGUUUGGACAUGAUAGAGGCCAUCUCGCUGGUACGGGAGGUAACUGGGGUAAAUGUGAACAUGCGAGUGGGUAUCCACAGUGGCAGGGUGCACUGCGGAGUGCUGGGACUCAGGAAGUGGCAGUUUGAUGUCUGGUCCAAUGACGUCACAUUAGCCAAUCAGAUGGAAGCUGGGGGCAAAGCUGGGCGUAUUCAUAUAACUAAGGCCACUAUGAAUUAUCUGAAUGGGGACUACGAUGUGGAGCCGGGAUCAGGGGGAGAGAGAAACGCCUACCUGAAGAAGAACAACAUAGAAACCUACCUCAUUGUGGGCUGCAGUCAGAAAAGGAAAGAGGAAAAGGCAAUGAUCGCCAAAAUGAACCGACAGAGGACCAACUCCGUCACCCACAACAGCGGCCACUGGACUGACCGUCCGUUCUACAACCAUCUGGGCGGGAACCAGGUCUCCAAGGAGAUGAAGAGGAUGGGUUUUGAAGACCCCAAGGACAAGCAUUUCAUUUUCAGAAACACGCAGGAAAACCUGAACCCAGAGGACGAGGUGGACGAGUUCCUGGGCCGCGCCAUCGACGCUCGCAGCAUCGACCGUCUGCGCUCCGAACACGUCAAGAAGUUCCUGCUCACCUUCAGAGAGCCUGACCUGGAGAAAAAGUACUCCAAACAGGUGGACUCGAGGUUCGGGGCUUACGUGGCCUGCGCCUCCCUCGUUUUUCUCUUCAUCUGCUUCAUCCAGAUCGUCAUUGUGCCACCCUCCAGUCUGAUGAUCGGCUUCUUUAUCACCUGUCUCAUUAUCCUGACAGCCGUCAUGUUCGUCUCAGCUGUCUACUGCUGCUUUGGGCUAUUCCCAGUCCCUCUGCAGACGCUCUCUAAGAGGAUAGUCCAGUCCAGGCUGAACAGCACCCUGGUGGGCGUCUUCACCAUCAUCAUCGUCUUUCUUUCAGCUUUCAUCAAUAUUUUCACCUGCAGCGGCCACGACCUGCAGAGCUGCAUCACAGCAGAGCUCAACAUCAGCCUGGACCGCGUUAACGCCUGCCACGCCCACCUCCUCAACUACAGCCUGGACACGCAGCACAGCCCCUGUGUAGACGACGCCCUCGUCUGCAGCUUUCCUGAGUACUUCUCGUCCUGCGUGCUGCUCAGCCUGCUGGCCUGCUCCGUCUUCCUGCAGGUCAGCAGCCUCGGGAAACUUUUCCUCAUGCUCUUCAUUGAGCUGCUCUACCUUCUCAUCAUGGAGGUGCCCAAAGUCAGCCUCUUCGACAACCAGGACCUGCUGGUCAUGGCCAACGCCAUCAACUUUGUCGAGCACAUGAAUGGAACAAGCUGUGUGAUGGACUCCAAGGUCCCUCUGAAGAUCAUGACCCCGGUGGUCAUCACCGUCUUCGUUCUCGCCCUCUACCUUCACGCCCAGCAGGUGGAGUCCACGGCCAGGCUGGACUUCCUCUGGAAGCUGCAGGCCACAGAGGAGAAGGAGGAGAUGGAGGAGCUGCAGGCAUACAACCGCCGUCUGCUCCACAACAUCCUACCCAAAGACGUGGCCGCCCACUUCCUGCAGCGCGAGAGGCGCAACGACGAGCUCUACUACCAGUCGUGCGAGUGCGUCGCUGUCAUGUUCGCCUCCAUCAGCAACUUCUCCGAGUUCUACGUGGAGCUGGAGGCCAACAACGAGGGAGUGGAGUGUCUGCGGCUGCUCAACGAGAUCAUCGCCGACUUUGAUGAGAUCAUUAGCGAAGAUCAGUUCCGUCAACUGGAGAAGAUCAAGACCAUCGGCUCCACCUACAUGGCGGCCUCAGGCCUCAACGACUCCACGUACGACAAGGCCGGGCGCUCGCACAUCCGCGCUCUAGCCGACUACGCCAUGAGGAUGAUGGACCAGAUGAAAUACAUCAACGAGCACUCCUUUAACAACUUCAAAAUGAAGAUAGGUCUUAACAUGGGCCCUGUGGUUGCCGGGGUGAUCGGGGCCAGGAAGCCUCAGUAUGACAUCUGGGGUAACACAGUGAACGUGGCGAGUCGCAUGGACAGCACAGGUGUACCGGAGAGGAUCCAGGUGACCGCAGACCUGUACCAGGUGCUGAGCUCCUACAACUACACACUGGAGUACAGGGGCGUAGUCACAGUGAAGGGCAAAGGAGAGAUGAUGACCUAUUUCCUCACCAGUGGACCCUCCAACAGUUAACCUGCGCUAAAUGACAAACAACACGCAGGGGUGUUAACUCCACCUCUGUCGCAAGGAGCCGCCUCAUGGACCUCUGACAGCUUACAGUGGACUGAGACCAGCUGAAGCGUCUCUUCUCACCGCGCAGGACCCUUCUCGAACCCAGAGGCCACAACGAGGACGGAUGAGAAAAGUCAUCCCAAAGCUCAGCUUGCGGGGGGAGACUGAGUGGGAGAGGCAUAGCUAGCCUGACUCUGACAUUGAGACCAAAGACGUCCAAUCAGAGCGUAAAAAACAAGAUUUCGCCAGCUUUGAGAGGUUCCUACAGGAAAAAAUGUUCUCUGAGAAAUUUUAUUUGCUUCAAUCUGCCAGAUUUUUCGGAGGGGUUCGGACAAACCUGCGGGAAGACGUGUCACUUCC
Seriola dumerili (greater amberjack) is the source of this 3987-nucleotide messenger RNA. RefSeq names its product adenylate cyclase 5 (gene adcy5). Bases 1 to 3588 code for a protein of 1195 amino acids. The record is from RefSeq and is a predicted model, not a curated record. The transcript has 21 exons. Gene Ontology annotation, molecular function: adenylate cyclase activity. NCBI's taxonomy places the organism in Eukaryota, Metazoa, Chordata, Actinopteri, Carangiformes, Carangidae. Gene Ontology annotation, cellular component: plasma membrane. Gene Ontology annotation, biological process: adenylate cyclase-activating G protein-coupled receptor signaling pathway; intracellular signal transduction; cAMP biosynthetic process.